CGCACUCGCAGCUCCCGUGGACCCCCGUACCUCAACCGGUGGACUUACUGGAAGCAGUAAGCGACGUCUCCCCCGUGCGUAAAAAAAAAAAGUGCAUGGCGCCGUUUACGCACCGCAGGUAACCUCAGACCACGAUGGAGUAGUCGCUCACUUCGGAACGCGCUGAGAUGGCGGCACUUCGCAGGAAAUUCGGCGAGGACUACCAGGUGGUCAGCACCCAUCGGGCUGGAGGAGGCGGAGGCGGAGGCGGAGGCGACGAAGGCGGCGGCUUCUCGGUGCCGGCGGCCAAGAAGAAGCGGCAACGCUUCGUGGAGAAGAACGGCCGCUGCAACGUGCAGCACGGCAACCUGGGCGGGGAGACCAGCCGCUACCUGUCGGACCUGUUCACCACGUUGGUGGACCUCAAGUGGCGCUGGAACCUGCUCAUCUUCAUCCUCACUUACACGGUGGCGUGGCUGGUGAUGGCGUCCAUGUGGUGGGUGAUCGCCUACAUCCGCGGCGACCUGCAGCAACACGCCCGCGACGCGUCUUACACGCCGUGCGUGGCCAACGUUUACAACUUCCCGUCCGCCUUCCUCUUCUUCAUCGAGACGGAGGCCACCAUCGGCUACGGCUAUCGCUACAUCACCGAGAAGUGUCCCGAAGGCAUCAUCCUGUUCCUCUUCCAGUCGCUGCUGGGCUCCAUCGUGGACGCCUUCCUCAUCGGCUGCAUGUUCAUCAAGAUGUCGCAGCCCAAGAAGCGCGCCGAGACGCUCAUGUUCAGCCAGGACGCCGUCGUCUCGCAGCGGGACGGCCGGCUGUGCCUCAUGUUCCGCGUGGGCAACCUGCGCAACAGCCACAUGGUGUCCGCGCAGAUCCGAUGCAAGCUCAUCAAGUCUCGCCAGACCCCAGAGGGCGAGUUCCUGCCCCUGGACCAGUGCGAGCUGGAUGUGGGCUUCGGUACAGGGGCCGACCAACUCUUCCUGGUCUCGCCGCUCACCAUCUGCCACGAGAUCAACCCCAAGAGCCCCUUCUUCGACCUGUCACAACGCUCGCUCACCAGCGAGCAGUUUGAGAUUGUGGUGAUUCUGGAGGGCAUCGUGGAGACCACUGGCAUGACGUGCCAGGCGCGCACCUCGUACACAGAGGACGAGGUUCUGUGGGGUCACCGCUUCCUGCCUGUGAUGUCCCUGGAGGAGGGCUUCUUCCGAGUGGACUACUCGCAGUUCCAUAGCACCUUCGAGGUCCCCACACCGGCGUACAGCGUCAAAGAACACGAGGAGAAGAAUUCCCUGCCGUCGCCCAUGUCCACACCCACACCGGCGCUGACCGAAAGCCAGUCGGCCUGGCGCGACCGCGUUUUCUCCGUGGACUGCAUCAAAACGGCGGCGGGGGGGCGGUUGCCCAGCAAGCUGCAGCGAAUCAGCUCAUCCGGGAAGGAGGACCUCCAGAGGAAGGUGCUGAUGCUGACCUCGCAGCACUCUGAGAAGGCGUGCAGCACCGGGGACCUGCCGCUCAAGCUCCAGCGCCUCGGAUCGUCGUCCGGGCCAGACGACUCCCUCAAGGUGGGAGUCGAACCCAUGACCCAGUCCACCGGGGAUCUGUACCAGCACAGCCUGAUGCCCACCCUGUGCCCGCCGCAGCCCCCCGCGCACAGCCCCCUGCUGUCGGCCGGCAGGAGGCCCGAGGACAACCUACCGGCCAAGCUACGCAAGAUGAACCGCUGAAGAGGUAAAGUCUGCCUUGGUGGAAGGCGGCAUCAAUGAAAAUCCUUAACUGACUAUUUAUCAAUGACUUUCCACCUGAUGAUACUUUGGGAUUUUUGCACAACAAAAAUUUGGAGCUACACAAAAUCGAACCAUCUGCAUGUACACUUGUUAGUAAAUCUUAGUUUUAUUGAAUAAAUAAUAUUCAGUCA
This is a messenger RNA of Phycodurus eques (leafy seadragon), 1897 nucleotides long. RefSeq names its product potassium inwardly rectifying channel subfamily J member 19a (gene kcnj19a). Gene Ontology annotation, molecular function: G-protein activated inward rectifier potassium channel activity. Lineage: Eukaryota; Metazoa; Chordata; Actinopteri; Syngnathiformes; Syngnathidae. The transcript has 3 exons. The coding region runs from base 168 to 1706 and encodes 512 amino acids. Gene Ontology annotation, biological process: regulation of monoatomic ion transmembrane transport; potassium ion import across plasma membrane. The record is from RefSeq and is a predicted model, not a curated record. Gene Ontology annotation, cellular component: plasma membrane.